AACAAGACUAGACUUUAAGAUGUCAAAGUGCAAAACGAUACUUUGAGACAAGUAAAAAGCAAAAUAUGGGCCAGCCCAGCAACUAUGAUAACAAAUUACAAGCAUCUCUUAGUAUUUGGGGAUGAGGUGUUUUGUAAAGUGCGAAGGCCCAUUCGUACUUGACUUGGGAGCCCACGUAAAAUCCUGGGUUGGCCACCGCCUACAUUGGGCUCAUGGUCAACGAUCAACGGUCCUGAUCAGUGUUGCAAGAAACCGGUUCUUCCUCUCCCUCCGCCCGCACCCAUCCCGCCUCCUCUCUCUCUCUCUCUCGCCCUCUCUCGUUUCUUCUUCGCCCCGAUUCUUCUCCCUUCCCCCCUCCCGCCGCCUCGAUUCCUCUUCAUCCUCUCCCUCCGAACCCCGCAUCGCCUCCCAUAAAAAAUGACCGACGCCGAGCCCUCCUCCCCCUCCUCCGCCGCCUCCGCCGACUCUUCAUGCGCCGCCGUCUGCUCCACCUCCGCCACCGCGGCCGAGGCGAGCCCGCCGCCGUCGUCGGUGUGCUCCGCCUGUGGCGGCCCCACCGCCUCCAUCUCCUCUCCGCCGCCCUGGACCGACGCCUAUAACCUGCCGGCAUACCGCCCUAUCCGCGCGCCGGCGAUCAACGCCCCCACCCAGACCAACGCCAUCAUCCUCGCCCCCGUCCCCCAGCCCCUCCCCGUCCCCCCCACUACCCCUCCCUAUCACUUCGAAACCCCCACCAAGCGCAUCUCCUCUCCCGACGACAUCCGCCGCUUCCACUCCUCUGCCGCCGGCCGCCACUUCCUUGGCUUCGUCGCCGCCCUCUCCCACUCUGUCCGCGGCCGCAAGAUCUCCGACCCCGUUCCCCCCCUCCCCCAAACCGUCACCUCCCUCCUCUCCCUCCUCCAAGCCCUAACCUCUUGGAUCGAUGAGAUUCCCCCACUCCCCCACUCCGCCCGCUACGGCAACCCCGCCUACCGCUCCUGGCACGCCCGCCUCUCCGCCGAGGCCCCCGCCCUCGUUCUCCCCCUUAUUACCUCCGAGGAGCUCCUCCCCGCCGCUGACGAGCUUCUCCCCUACCUCCUCGACUCCUUCGGCAACGCCUCCCGCAUCGACUACGGCACCGGCCACGAGACCAACUUCGCCGCCUUCCUCUAUUGCCUCGCCCGCCUCGGCCUCAUCAGGGAGGAGGACUACCCGGCCCUCGUCACCCGGGUCUUCGUCGCCUACCUCGAACUCAUGCGCAGGCUCCAGAUCACCUACUGUCUCGAGCCCGCUGGGUCUCACGGUGUCUGGGGCCUCGACGACUACCACUUUCUCCCCUUUAUCUUUGGCUCAGCUCAGCUUAUUGAUCACAAGUAUAUGAAGCCCAAGUCGAUUCACAACCAGGACAUUCUUGAUAACUUCUCCCACGAGUAUAUGUACUUGGCCUGUGUGGCUUUUGUCAAGAAGGUGAAGAAGGGGGUGUUUGCUGAGCACUCCCCAAUGCUUGAUGAUAUCAGUGCGGUCCCGACAUGGAGCAAGGUGAACAGUGGAAUGCUGAAGAUGUAUAAGGCUGAGGUGCUUGAGAAGGUGCCCAUCAUGCAGCAUUUUCUCUUUGGUUCGCUCAUCAAAUGGGAGUGAGGUCAUCUUCAUUUGUGAUGUUAUGUGAAGGCAGGUUCUGAACGCUCUCCAGGUUUUCCAGGUGUUUCCUGGACGUACAACAAAAUUGAUUUGUAUAGUAGUACCAUGCUUUCAUGUGACUGGGUGGCUGUGAAGCAUCAGAAUUGGGCAUGAAUACUAUCCUUUUGAAUUCGCGUCUCCCCCCCUCCCUCCCCUUUCCUCCUUUAAAAUGGGUUACAUGUGCAAUGGAUGCAUGCAUGCCUGCACCUCUCCUCUCAUAACAGAUGAAAGAAUCUUGGUUACUGAAGCUUUGGUCUUUUCUUUAUAUCCUUUACUGCUUUAUUUGGAUACAAACUUAUUCUCUGGUAAUGUUCGAUUGAGAUGGGAACAUUGAUAUACACUGCUGCAUGUAUGAGUACCAACUAUUAGCAAACUAAAUGCAGUUUUUUGGCCCUCUU
Messenger RNA from Phoenix dactylifera (date palm), 2054 nucleotides. RefSeq names its product phosphotyrosyl phosphatase activator (PTPA) family protein. Gene Ontology annotation, cellular component: cytoplasm; protein phosphatase type 2A complex; nucleus. Gene Ontology annotation, molecular function: protein tyrosine phosphatase activator activity; peptidyl-prolyl cis-trans isomerase activity. NCBI's taxonomy places the organism in Eukaryota, Viridiplantae, Streptophyta, Magnoliopsida, Arecales, Arecaceae. Gene Ontology annotation, biological process: mitotic spindle organization. The record is from RefSeq and is a predicted model, not a curated record.